AUGGAAGACGCCUACGCCAGAUCUGUCACUGAGGUGCUUGAUUUCUUUGGGGUAGACCCAACAAAGGGUCUUUCUGAUGCUCAGGUUGAUCAUCACUCUAGGCUUUUUGGCAGGAAUGGAACUUCAUUCUGGAAACUGGUUCUGAAACAAUUUGAUGAUUUACUUGUUAAGAUAUUGAUUGUGGCUGCAAUCGUCUCUUUCGUAUUGGCUUUGGCCAAUGGAGAGACUGGGAUAACAGCAUUUCUGGAGCCUUUUGUAAUUCUGCUGAUAUUGGCUGCAAAUGCAGCGGUGGGGGUGAUUACGGAGACUAAUGCUGAGAAGGCCCUUGAGGAGCUACGUGCCUACCAAGCAAAUAUAGCUACAGUGUUGCGAAAUGGGUGCUUCUCUAUACUACCAGCAACAGAGCUGGUGCCAGGCGACAUUGUUGAAGUAACUGUUGGCUGUAAGAUACCAGCUGACCUGAGGAUGAUUGAGAUGUCUAGCAAUGAGUUCCGAGUUGAUCAAGCAAUUCUGACUGGUGAAAGCUGUUCUGUGGAGAAAGAUGUUGAGUGUACUUUAACAACAAAUGCUGUCUACCAAGACAAGAAGAAUGUUUUAUUUUCGGGAACUGAUGUGGUUGCGGGUAGGGGGAGGGCUAUUGUCAUUGGAGUUGGUUCAAACACCGCGAUGGGCAGCAUACACGAUUCUAUGUUGCACACAGAUGAUGAGGCAACUCCAUUGAAAAAGAAGCUGGACGAGUUUGGCAGCUUUUUGGCUAAGGUUAUUGCGGGGAUUUGUGUACUUGUGUGGGUUGUCAACAUUGGUCACUUCAGUGACCCUUCUCAUGGUGGAAUUCUUAAAGGCGCAAUUCACUAUUUUAAGAUCGCCGUUGCCCUUGCUGUUGCAGCUAUUCCUGAAGGACUUCCUGCUGUUGUUACAACGUGUUUAGCUCUUGGAACAAAGAAAAUGGCCCGUUUGAAUGCCAUUGUACGGUCAUUGCCAUCUGUCGAGACACUUGGUUGCACUACUGUAAUUUGCAGUGACAAGACUGGAACAUUAACAACCAAUAUGAUGUCGGUGUCUAAGAUAUGUGUAGUCCAAUCUGCAGACCGUGGUCCUUUGAUUAAUGAAUUCAAUGUUAGCGGGACAACUUAUGCACCAGAAGGUACUGUCUUUGACAGCAAUGGUCAGCAGCUUGACGUCCCUGCUCAGUCACCUUGCCUUCAUCAUCUAGCAAUGUGUUCAUCACUCUGUAAUGACUCCAUUUUGCAAUAUAAUCCGGACAAGGAUUCUUAUGAAAAAAUUGGAGAGUCAACUGAAGUUGCUCUUCGAGUUCUUGCAGAAAAGGUUGGCCUCCCUGGUUUUGAUUCAAUGCCUUCUGCUCUAAAUAUGUUGAGCAAGCAUGAACGUGCAUCAUACUGUAACCAUUAUUGGGAAAACCAAUUUAAAAAGGUUUAUGUUUUGGAGUUUACACGUGACCGCAAAAUGAUGAGCGUCCUAUGUAGCCAUAAACAAAUGGAUGUAAUGUUUUCAAAGGGUGCUCCAGAGAGUAUAAUUGCUAGGUGUACCAAAAUUCUCUGCAACGUUGAUGGUUCUGUUGUUCCUCUAACUGCUGCUGCCCGUGCAGAGCUUGAGUCGAGGUUCCAAAGUUUUGGAGAUGAAACAUUGAGAUGCUUAGCAUUAGCAUUUAAAGCAGUGCCCCAAGGUCAACAAAGUAUUUCCUAUGAUAAUGAGAACGACCUGACGUUUAUUGGGUUGGUGGGAAUGCUUGAUCCACCAAGAAAAGAAGUGAGAGAUGCUAUGCUUGCGUGUAUGACUGCUGGGAUACGUGUUAUAGUUGUAACCGGGGAUAACAAGUCCACAGCGGAGUCACUCUGUAGAAAAAUAGGGGCAUUCGACAAUCUGGCCGACUUUUCUGGUCAGUCUUACACCGCUUCUGAAUUUGAACGGCUUCCAGCGGUGCAACAAACACUAGCGUUGCGACGGAUGGCACUCUUUUCCAGGGUUGAACCUUCCCACAAGCGGAUGCUUGUUGAAGCCCUACAGAACCAAAAUGAAGUGGUGGCAAUGACUGGUGACGGCGUCAAUGAUGCCCCUGCAUUAAAGAAAGCUGACAUUGGGAUUGCUAUGGGUUCUGGAACAGCUGUUGCAAAGAGUGCUUCAGAUAUGGUUUUGGCUGAUGAUAAUUUUGCUUCAAUAGUUGCGGCUGUUGCAGAAGGAAGGGCUAUAUAUAAUAACACUAAGCAAUUCAUUAGAUACAUGAUCUCUUCAAAUAUAGGGGAAGUGGUUUGUAUAUUUGUGGCAGCUGUACUGGGAAUCCCUGAUACCCUGGCGCCUGUUCAACUUUUGUGGGUCAAUCUAGUAACGGAUGGAUUGCCUGCCACUGCCAUUGGAUUUAAUAAACAAGAUUCCGAUGUUAUGAAGGCAAAACCCCGAAAGGUUGGUGAAGCAGUGGUCACUGGGUGGUUAUUCUUCCGGUAUUUGGUUAUCGGAGUUUAUGUCGGUCUGGCAACUGUUGCUGGCUUCAUAUGGUGGUUUGUUUACUCUGAUGGUGGUCCUAAACUUACUUACAGUGAACUGAUGAACUUUGAAACGUGCGCACUUAGAGAGACAACUUAUCCCUGCAGCAUAUUUGAGGAUAGGCAUCCAUCGACUGUGGCUAUGACAGUACUUGUUGUUGUAGAGAUGUUUAAUGCUCUCAAUAACCUCAGCGAAAAUCAAUCCCUUCUGGUUGUAACCCCAAGGAGUAAUUUAUGGCUCGUUGGUUCAAUUAUCCUGACGAUGGUUCUGCACGUGCUAAUAUUAUAUGUUCAUCCACUGGCGGUCUUAUUUUCUGUCACGCCAUUGUCCUGGGGCGAGUGGACCGCUGUUCUGUAUCUUUCUUUUCCAGUUAUCAUCAUCGAUGAGCUUCUGAAGUUCCUGUCUAGAAAUACCGGCAUGAGAUUCAGAUUCAGAUUGAGGAAAAUUGAUUUACUCCCAAAGGACCGGCGUGACAAGUAG
Messenger RNA from Microthlaspi erraticum, 2979 nucleotides. The record is from the annotation of a GenBank genome assembly. Lineage: Eukaryota; Viridiplantae; Streptophyta; Magnoliopsida; Brassicales; Brassicaceae.